Messenger RNA from Cicer arietinum (chickpea), 647 nucleotides. RefSeq lists its product as uncharacterized. NCBI's taxonomy places the organism in Eukaryota, Viridiplantae, Streptophyta, Magnoliopsida, Fabales, Fabaceae. The record is from RefSeq and is a predicted model, not a curated record.
CACCUUAAACAUUAUUAUUCACUAUAACACAAUACACAAAAAUGAAGCCAAUUGACGAGAAGCAAGAGAAGGUAACAAUAAGAGCGGUGAGUCACGACGAAGAAGGAAAAAAAAGAGUAGAAAAAACAGAGCUCAACACACACAACAUAGACACAAUCAAAUACGUUGAAAAGAAGCUCAUCAAUAAAGGUGUCCAGCGUCAGGAUCGCCACCCUGUCGACAACAUAGGAAUCAGCCGUCCGCCGCCGAAGUCCGGUCACGGCGGAAAGUUCACUUGGGAAGGUCCUGAUGACGUGGCUUAUAACGAAUUGAAUGCGGCGCCGGCGGCGAUUGAUGAGAAGGAUCCUAAUUAUGUGGAUGAGGAAGAGGAAGAUGAGACAAAGGAAUUUGUUGUUGGUGAGGUUGAUGUUGCUAAGGCUGUUGAGGAACGUGAUGGUGUUUCUAGAGUUGAUGUUGAUCCUCGUUUGAUACUUAAUUCACUCUGAAUCUUUUCGUAUGGAUUUAUUUUACUUUCUAAGUUGUAAUAAUCAAACAAGUGAAUUGUAAUAGUUCGUUUUAAUUUCUUUCUAAAAUCAUUUAGCAACUUCACUUUGUAUGUUAGAAAGCAGUGUUUCACCAAAUGCCAACUUCAAAUCUUUCUAAGCAGA